CCAACGUUAUUCGCAAUCCAGCAGUUGUCGCGAUCGGAAGCAAAUCGGAAAAUCUCCCUGGGAAUCCUAAAGCACACAGGCGAAGAAUUUGCUGGUUGUGUUGCGACGACGUCGACUCAUUUCAAUUGGAUUCAGAGUUUAAUUUAUUGAAAUGUUGCCCUUUCGCUUGGGCCUGCUACUUGGCGCUCUGCUUUUCGUGGCAAGCGCAAAUGGAGCUGCCAUCGAAAAUGUGCUAGCAAAUGAGGAUGAGGCUUCAGGCCUGAUUGACUUGCAGAGGGAGAAAAGAAGCGGCAGAGGCUAUUCAAGGGGACAAACGCAGUCUCAGUACUUAAAUUUCGGUAAACCCGAACAGGAUGGAAAGGCCGAGGCGGAGGCCAAUGAAAGUGGUUCGCGCUCAACUGUCUCUGGCACUCAUGGAAUGGGUCAGGCCCAGAGUCAGUUCUCAUCCGGAGACUGCAACGGAUGUGCUGGCUACCAAACGGAAUACCCUUCCUCCGGAAGAAUUCUGGAUGCUAGCGGUUCCGGUGGAGACGGCCGACCCGGUUCUAUUAUCAGCUUACCCGGAGGAUUGGGUGGGCAAGCAGGAAUCGGUGGUCAACCAGGAAUCGGUGGACAGCCAGGAAUUGGUGGACAGCCCGGAAUUGGUGGACAAACAGGACUCGGCGGAAGACAACCAGGAUUUGGAACACAACCAGGAGUUGGAGGGUCAACAGAUGUACAGCCUGGUGAUGGAAGCCUAUCUGGACCUGGCGCACAGAUAGGUGUCGGAGGUGGGCAACCUGGAUAUGGAGGUCAGCCUGGAUACGGAGCUCAGCCAGGAGCUGGAGGACAAGUUGGUGCUGGACAACCCGGAUAUGGAACUCAACCUGGAGUUGGUGGACAGCCAGGAAUAAGCAGUGGCCAGCCUGGACAACAAGGAGUAGGUGGAGUAGGAGGUUCCCCGGGAUAUGGCACACAGCCAGGAGGUGGAGGAAGCCAACCCGGAAUUAGUGGAACUCCAGGAGCAGGAGCUCAACCUGGAAUAGGUGGACAAUAUGGAAAUCAACCUGGUGCUGGUGGACAGACAGGUGUCGGUGGUACACAACCUGGUGUUGGUGGACAGACAGGUGUCGGAGGUGGACAACCAGGAUACGGAACUCAGCCAGGUGCUGGUGGACAGCCAGGAACCGGACAACAACAGCCCGGAUAUGGUCAGCCUGGCAUUGGUGGACAGACAGGAUAUGGAACACAGCCAGGAGCAGGCGGACAGGCAGGUGUCGGAAGCGGACAACCAGGAUACGGAACUCAGCCAGGUCAACAAGGCUAUGGAACUCAACCAGGUGUUGGUGGACAGACAGGUGUCGGUGGCGGACAACCAGGAUUCGGAACUCAGCCAGGAGUUGGUGGACAGCCAGGAAGCGGACAACCCGGAUACGGUACUCAGCCUGGAGUUGGCGGACAGACAGGAUAUGGAACUCAGCCAGGUCAACAGGGCUAUGGAACUCAGCCUGGAGUUGGUGGACAGACAGGAUAUGGAACUCAGCCAGGAGCAGGAGGACAGACAGGUGUCGGAAGCGGACAGCCAGGAUACGGAACUCAACCUGGUGCUGGUGGACAGACAGGAGUUGGUGGAUCGCAAGGAUACGGAGGUCAGCCUGGAGUUAGUGGAUCUCCUGGUUACGGAUCUCAACCUGGACUUGGUGGACAGUCAGGAGUCAGUGGAGGACAACCUGGAUAUGGAUCUCAGCCAGGAGUUGGAGGACAAUCUGGAUAUGGACAACCAGGAGUUGGGCAAUCAGGAAUUGGUGGCCCUCAGCCAGGAUACGGAGGACAGACAGGAGCAGGAGUUGGUCAACCCGGACAGACUGGAAUUGGUGGCCCACAGGCCGGAUUUUUAACUCAACCAGGAUAUGGAACUAUCAGUGGACAGCCUGGAUUUGGACAGCCCGGAUACGGAAGCCAGAGUGGCGUAAGCGGAUCGCCAGGAUAUGGAACUCAGCCAGGCUAUGGAACUCAGUCAGGAUUUGGAGGACAACCUGGAUAUGGAAGUCAACCAGGAUAUGGCACACAGCCAGGAGUUGGUGGAACUCAGCCCGGAUACGGAACUCAGCCUGGACAAGGUGGACAACCAGGCUAUGGAACUCAACCUGGAGUUGGACAAUCAUUAAUAAGCGGUGGACAGCCUGGACAACAAGGAGUAGGUGGCGUCCAACCAGGAUACGAAACCGGAAGCCAACCUGGAGUAGGAGGACAACCAGGAUAUGGAUCUCAGCAGGGAGUUGGAGGACUACAAGGAGUUGGUGGUGGCCAAUACGGAAGUCAACCAGGAACUGGUGUUGCUCAGCCCGGAUUCGGAAGAGGAACUCAAGCCGGAACUAUAGGACAACAGCCCGGAUAUGGACCGCAAUCUGGUGUUGGUGGACAGACAGGAUACGGAACUCAGCCGGGAGUAGGCGGACCAUCAGGAUAUGGAACGCAGCCUGGACAGCCAGGAUAUGGUACUCAACCUGGUGUUGGUGGACAGACAGGAGUUGGUGGCGGACAACCGGGAUAUGGAACUCAACCUGGUGCAGGUGGACAGCCAGGUGUCGGAGGUGGACAACCGGGAGUAGGUGGAUCUCCAGGAUACGGAAUUCAGCCAGGUGCUGGUGGACAGCCAGGAAGCGGACAACCGGGAUACGGAGUUCAGCCUGGACUUGGUGGAACGACUGGCGCAGGAGUGGGUCAACUAGGACCUUCUACCCGGUACACAGAUGGCACCGGAGUUGCUCCUGGUGGUGUUGGAGGCGCUGGUGCAGUUGUUCCUGCCGGCGGCACUGGUGGAGCUGACGACGCCUACUCCCAAGCGGAGUCGACUAUUGGCGACGGACAGGCAUCGGCAAGUGCCCAGGGCAAGAAGAAUGGAGGCACGGCCAAGACCCAGGUGUCCGGAACCUACAGCUCGGGCGGAACCUUCAGUGCCAGUGCGAUGACCUCGGAUGCGGAUCGGGCGGCCAGUGCCCAGGUGACCGGGAAUGCUGAUGGUGCCGUGAGUCAGUCGCAGGGAUCGGGAGGUCCUGCCCAGUCGCAGGCCCAGGUGCAGGUGGCCAAGGACGGCGGCACCAAGGCCUCGUCGCAGAGCGGAGGCAUCAUCCAGCAAAGCCAGAGCGAGGUGCAUGCCAAUGACAAGGGCGGCCUGGCGGACGCCCAGUCGAGUGGACCGGGACAAACGUCAUCCCAGGCUCAGAUCGGUUUCCGACCCGGCCAGGAAACCAAUCCCCCAGCGGCCAAUGGCGGCGGCCAGGCCUCGUCCUCAUCGGGCACCCACUCCAGUCAGAGUAGCUCGCAGAUUCACGGAACCUCCAGCUUUGGCGUUUCGUACCAUGGAGCUGCCCAGUCGGCGUCGGGAACCAAGGAGCAGGUGGCCACCUACAGGGAACAAAAUCGGGAGCUCUUCAACACCAUCAGUCAGUUUGGCAACAAUGGCAAUGCAGUUACUGAUCGCGCUGAUUCUGUCUACAGUGGACCUGCGCUCACCGAUGAAUCCGACCGGGUGCCAGAAGCCCAGCUGAAAUCGAACAAACCAAAGGAGGAGGCUGAGCAGGCGCAGAGGAAGCCGGACCAGCCGGAGCCCGUUCAGUACGAGGACGAGGACGAAACCGAUCCCGAUGAAUACGAUGAGGAUGAGUACUACAACGAGAAGCCGGUCAAGCUAGAGGAGAGCCCCAAGUCGGCGAGCAUUGUCAAGCAACCGGAGCCAACUGCAAAGCCUCUGGCCUACCAACAGUCGUCGCCCUCGCAAAGUCAAAAGGCCGUCGUGGUUCCCGGAACAGGUGAUAAGUUUCAAUUAGUUCAAAAGCAGAACGGUAAGACCGUUACCCAUACCGAAGCCUCGACCACCGAGGCCGUACCACCGGGAUUCCGAGGCACCGUCAAUGUGGAGAAGAAGUUCCACACCAAGGCCCUGGAGCUGCGCACUCCCAAGGCGGUGGAGAUCACUCCCGAUACGAACGAAGCGGGCCCGGUUCGAGGUGACAAGCCGAUUCUACGGGCUCCCGACAGCUAUGUCACCGUCACCAAGUCGGUGACCGGCAGCAUGGACAACAGCAAGAAUCCCCCGCAGGAGAACAAGAACUUCCAGUCGACUUACUAUACCAAGUCCUCGACCUGUGGCUACUUCACCUUCUCGUGCAACAUCGUCUACGGUGCCAACGGAAGGAGCAAAAUCUGCCGGCCCAAGGCGCCCACCAAUGGCAAAUGCUAAGGGAACACUUUAUAAAUCCUCUAACGCCAACCCUAUUAUAGUAGAUCAGUUCCAAAGGGGCUCAAUUGUAGAAGAGCUUAGCCAAGUGCCACCUACAAACACCUAUUUGUAUUUUGAUGCAGCUUGAUCCUAAGCAUUUAAGUGUUUUUUCGCAAGUAAUUCUAGAGUUUCACUGCCAUAUCUUAAAUAUUCGUACGAUUUGCAACUGUAAUUAAUAUUUAAUAACAAAUCACAAAAAAACAGA
Messenger RNA from Drosophila takahashii, 4466 nucleotides. The record is from RefSeq and is a predicted model, not a curated record. Lineage: Eukaryota; Metazoa; Arthropoda; Insecta; Diptera; Drosophilidae.